This is a messenger RNA of Pelmatolapia mariae (spotted tilapia), 1639 nucleotides long. RefSeq names its product DEAD (Asp-Glu-Ala-Asp) box polypeptide 47 (gene ddx47). Gene Ontology annotation, molecular function: RNA helicase activity; ATP binding; nucleic acid binding. NCBI's taxonomy places the organism in Eukaryota, Metazoa, Chordata, Actinopteri, Cichliformes, Cichlidae. Bases 28 to 1458 code for a protein of 476 amino acids. The transcript is spliced from 12 exons. The record is from RefSeq and is a predicted model, not a curated record.
AACUGACGACACGUUGGGACGAAAAGCAUGGCGGACGAGGAGAGCGUGAAGCCAAACACAGACGAAACACUCGAAGGUUCGAGCAGCGAUGAAGGAAGCGAUCACGGUGAUGGCGGAGAAAACGACGAGACGGUGAAGAGCUUCAAGGAUCUGGGUGUUACUGAGGUUCUCUGUGAGGCUUGUGAUCAGCUGGGAUGGAAGAGCCCCACGAAGAUCCAGGUAGAAGCUAUACCGGUGGCUCUGCAAGGGAAGGAUGUUAUUGGCCUGGCGGAGACUGGUUCAGGAAAGACCGGUGCCUUCGCUCUGCCUAUCCUCCAGUCGCUGCUGGCCUCCCCCCAGAGGCUUCACACGCUUGUUCUCACCCCCACCAGAGAGUUGGCAUUUCAGAUCUCUGAGCAGUUUGAGGCCCUGGGCUCCAGUAUCGGCGUUAAGUGUGCCGUGAUAGUCGGUGGAAUCGACAUGAUGUCCCAGUCCCUGGUGUUAGCGAAAAAGCCGCACAUCGUUAUUGCCACGCCCGGUCGUUUGAUCGAUCACCUUGAGAACACAAAGGGCUUCUCUCUACGAGCGCUGAAGUUCCUGGUCAUGGAUGAAGCAGACAGAAUCCUCAACAUGGACUUCGAAACUGAGGUGGAUAAAAUCUUGAAGGUGAUCCCAAGAGAAAGACGCACUUUCUUGUUCUCGGCUACCAUGACCAAAAAGGUCCAGAAACUAGAGAGAGCAGCUUUGAAAGAUCCUGUGAAGUGCGCAGUGUCUACGAAAUACUCCACAGUAGACAAACUGCAGCAGUACUACAUCUUUAUACCAUCUAAGUACAAGGACUGCUACCUGGUUUCCAUCCUGAACGAGCUGGCUGGGAACUCCUUUAUUAUUUUCUGCAGCACAUGUAACACAGCCCAGCGGGUGGCGCUGUUGUUAAGGAACCUUGGCAUCACUGCUAUCCCUCUACAUGGGCAGAUGAGUCAGAAUAAACGUCUUGGAGCUCUGAACAAGUUCAAGUCCAAGUCUCGGUCAGUGCUGCUGGCGACUGACGUGGCAUCCAGAGGACUGGAUAUUCCUCAUGUCGACUGCGUCAUCAACUAUGACAUUCCCACUCACUCUAAGGACUAUAUUCACAGGGUUGGCCGAACAGCCAGAGCAGGACGAUCUGGAAAAUCCAUCACUUUCGUCACUCAGUAUGAUGUGGAGCUUUUCCAGCGAAUUGAAAGCUUGAUUGGGAAGAAACUUCCAGCCUUUCCAACCCAAGAGGAGGAAGUGAUGAUGCUGGUGGAGAGGGUGAGCGAGGCCCAGAGAUUUGCCAAAAUAGAAAUGAAGGAGCAAGGCGACAAAAGGAAAAGGCCAAAAAGAGGGGACGGAGACGAUGAUGACACGGAACAGGCGACCGGCGUGAGGAAGAAGGUUAAAGGAGGAGGAGGAGGAGGGAAGAAGCGUGGCGGAGGAGCCUGGAGGGGCGGACGCUGAAGAGCCCCAACAUUAACAGACUGUACAGAACUAUGACAUACAACGCCUUUACCGUCUUUUGAAAACUUCAUUGUUAUGACACCAUGUUUUCCACUGCUUCGUUAGUAAAGUGAAUGACUAUUUAAUUACAGAAAACACAUGUUUUUCUCGCCCCUGGUGACAUGUUUCCAUUUGUAAUAAA